AACCUGUAUUUAGAAACCGGUCGCGUCUUGCACUUACGAGUUGUUGAGGGAAGAAGUAAAGCUACUAAAGAAACCAUAGUAUUUAACAGUUAGCGAUGGGAGUACCAGCCUUCUUCCGAUGGCUCUCAAGAAAAUAUCCAUCGGUGAUCAUAGAAUGCGUAGAAGAAAGGCAAUUCAACACAGACGAUGGACAAACAGUUCCACAGGACACAUCAAAACCAAAUCCCAAUGGCAUCGAAUUUGACAACCUGUACUUGGACAUGAAUGGUAUUAUUCAUCCAUGUACACAUCCUGAAGAUAAACCAGCACCUAAAAAUGAGGAUGAAAUGAUGGUUGCCAUUUUUGAGGUGAGUUUUUGGGGCAAAUUUCCAGUUUUAACCAGCCUCCGAUUUUUUAAACCAUUUUUUCAAGGAAAUAUUCCUAGUAGAGGUUGAAGAGACCGACGUGCG
Molecule: messenger RNA, 449 nt
Organism: Penaeus vannamei (Pacific white shrimp)
Lineage: Eukaryota; Metazoa; Arthropoda; Malacostraca; Decapoda; Penaeidae
Source: RefSeq, a predicted model, not a curated record